AUGCAGAGAAAAAACUUCACAGGAGUUACAGAAUUCGUUUUCCUGGGAUUCUCUAUGUUUGGAAAGCACCAGAUAACCCUCUUUGUGGUUUUCCUAACCAUCUACAUUUUAACACUGGCUGGUAACAUCAUCAUUGUGGCUAUCAUCUGCAUCGACCGUCAUCUCCACACUCCCAUGUACUUCUUCCUGAGCAUGCUAGCUAGUUCAGAAACAGUGUACACCCUGGUCGUUGUCCCACGAAUGCUUUCCAGUCUCAUUUUCCAUAACCAGCCCAUCUCUUUGGCAGGCUGUGCAACCCAGAUGUUCUUUUUUGUCAUCUUGGCCACUAAUAAUUGCUUCUUGCUCACAGUGAUGGGCUAUGACCGCUACGUGGCCAUCUGCAAGCCCGUGAGGUACACAGUCAUCAUGAACAAAAGAAUGAGUGCUCAGUUGGUAUGUGGGUCCUUUGGCACUGGUCUGGUUAUGGCAGUCUCCAUGUUUAAUUUGCCCUUCUGUGGCACAGUGGUGAACCACUUCUUCUGUGACAUUUACCCAGUCAUGAAACUUUCUUGCAUUGAUACCACUAUCAAUGAGAUAAUCAAUUAUGGUGUAAGUUCAUUUGUGAUUCUUGUGCCUGUGGGCCUCAUCUCCAUCUCCUACUUUCUCAUUAUCUCCUCUAUCCUUAAGACUGCCUCUGCCAAGGGCUGGAAGAAGACCUUUGCCACCUGUGCCUCCCACCUUCCUGUGGUCAUUGUCCACUAUGGCUGUGCUUCCAUUGCCUACCUGAAGCCCAAAUCAGAAAACUCAAUAGAAAAAGACCUUCUUCUCUCUGUGACUUACAUUAUCAUUACUCCCCUGCUGAAUCCUGUUGUUUAUAGUCUAAGGAACAAGGAGGUCAAGGAUGCCAUACAGAGAGCUAUGGGCAAAAGCAUUUCUUAA
This is a messenger RNA of Equus quagga, 918 nucleotides long. RefSeq names its product olfactory receptor 10J5. The record is from RefSeq and is a predicted model, not a curated record. Gene Ontology annotation, cellular component: membrane. Gene Ontology annotation, molecular function: G protein-coupled receptor activity; olfactory receptor activity. Gene Ontology annotation, biological process: G protein-coupled receptor signaling pathway. NCBI's taxonomy places the organism in Eukaryota, Metazoa, Chordata, Mammalia, Perissodactyla, Equidae.